Molecule: messenger RNA, 1269 nt
Organism: Penicillium manginii
Lineage: Eukaryota; Fungi; Ascomycota; Eurotiomycetes; Eurotiales; Aspergillaceae
Exons: 3
Coding region: 1-1269 (422 amino acids)
Source: RefSeq, a predicted model, not a curated record
AUGUCUGCCUUCAAUCCCUUUCGCGCCAGAAACGUUGAUGACCUGUUUACGAAGCCCAUCCAGCCGCCAGUUUCACCGCUGCCCAACGGUUACCCCAGAAAGUCGGCGCUAUCACUCGAGAUCGAGGAUCACGAAUCUUCCUCUUCCUCUUCCGACGAGCAAACGGCGGACCCAUUCAAUCCUGAUUCUGCCGUCAGCGAUAAUGAAGAUGACGAGCGCAAUGACGAGCAUUCGAGGAGCUUUGCUUCCCCGACCGAUCAUCACCCGCGAGAUCCUGUUGGGUCCGCUCCACACCCAGCUCCAUCCGAGGAGGGAUCGACCACAGUCCCGCCUUUGAAAGCUCUUUCUACACAAGUAUCUACGACAGAAGUUGGCCGGCCGAAUACAGCAAAAAGCAGUACACCGUCACUUGUUCAGCCCGUAGGGUCCAAGUCUCCUGAAAAUGAUGGUAACACAAGUUCGUCGAGUCGCGCCGACAAGGAGAAAAGGCCACCCCCGCCACCAAAGAGCCAUCAUGGCAAGCGCAUCAAUAAUUCGAACUCUACAUCUCGACCAGAGUCGUCUCGAUCCACGGAUCGGCGCUCCUUUCACGCGUCUUCGCCAGAGAGCGUAACCUCUGUUCAACCACCGGGUAUGCCAAAUGCCAAUGCAGGAUCACCACCACCACCAGCGCCCGAUUACUUCCUGACGCCUUCGGAUCAUCAGCAGGCAUCCGGUUCAACCGACUCUCUCCAACGCAGCCACUCCCAGAGCAAGCGGCCCCCGACACCACCUCUCAGUCGACGACAUAGCCAAAUGCGGCGAUCCAAGUCCACCCAGUCCAAGUCGAGCAAUAGCCGAUUGACCAUGUCAUCAAUCGAUUCAGAGAGCAACGAUAUAUGCCGCCGCCAGCCUCUGCAGAGACCCGAGCUGCUGUUGGUGCCGCAGCUCUCCCCGCAUCCGGGACCCCGGCGGACUCAUUUUCGCCACCACCAUCAGCACCUAGCUCCCGGCCAACACCACUACAGCCUGGCCGACGCACCUCAUCAUAUGGAAGUCCAACUACUGGCUCCUUCUCUGGAGCACCCCCUCCACCGCCACCCCCCCCGUCGAGCACGGGAUUCCAUCCUCCGCGCCAGUGAUGGCGGGGCGGAACCCCCAGCAACCCAAGCAGAGACCCCGCUCCCUCAACCCUCCAACGCGACCGAUAUAUUGGCGGAUCUUUCACGACUGCAGAAAGAGGUGGACGACCUGCGUGGCCACUAUGAGAGCCGCAAGGUCAGUCAGUAG